Drosophila rhopaloa is the source of this 2754-nucleotide messenger RNA. It is a transcript of the gene jub, whose product is annotated as LIM domain-containing protein jub. Gene Ontology annotation, cellular component: adherens junction; transcription regulator complex; P-body. The coding region runs from base 262 to 2382 and encodes 706 amino acids. The transcript is spliced from 6 exons. The record is from RefSeq and is a predicted model, not a curated record. Gene Ontology annotation, biological process: positive regulation of miRNA-mediated gene silencing; cytoskeleton organization; regulation of DNA-templated transcription. NCBI's taxonomy places the organism in Eukaryota, Metazoa, Arthropoda, Insecta, Diptera, Drosophilidae. Gene Ontology annotation, molecular function: transcription corepressor activity.
GGCGGUCUCACUGCAACCUGAGUUGUUCCCACGGUCCGAAUUGAAUCUUUGAUUUUUCCGACAAAGAAAAUGCAGAAAAGCUAAAAGAGGAAAGGAAAAGCCAACUGACUGAUUACCAACUAGCCCAGCACGAUUAGCUGAGGCGUUUUUCCGUCCGGGGAAAGCGAGGAAGUCGUUGUUUUCGGGGCGGCGUCCCCCCCGCAGAGCGAGAUAGCAAGAGAGGGAGGAGGAGAAGCAGGAUCUGGAGGAUAUAUAUAAAUAAUGACCACCCAGCGGACGCAGGCGAGGAAUCCGGGCAAUGCCGAUUCUGACUAUGAGACACUGAUGCAGCGUCUCCACAUCGGAGGCGGGGGCGGAGGCGGAGUCCAUGGGGACGGAGGCGUGGUCAUGAGAAGCUACCAGCGCUCGCCCAUCGCCAUCGAUAACUUCCUGCAGGAAAGCCAGCAGCAGCAGCAUCAACAGAUGCACCACCUCCACCAAAACCAGGACUACAAGCUGUACGAACGCGGUAACAUCAUAGCCGCCUCCAAGUACGCCACGCCCCGUGCGGUGGAGCAGCUGCAGCAGCACGCCCACAAUGGGAGUGCCCAAAUCUAUGCACCCACCGCUCAAAUUUUGGGCCAGCGGAUUGCCCCUCAGAAACACUCGCCGGUGUACGAGAACCUCGAGUUUUACGGCCAAUUCGAUUCAAACCACAAGAGAGCCCAGCCCCAGAGUCCCGGGAGCAGGCAGAGCGCCAUGCUCAACGAUUAUCUCCUGAUGCAGCCCAUCGGUGCAGGACGAUUUGCUCACACGCCGGUGCCAGAGAACCCGGGCUCUGGAUUGGGAGGAGGAGCAGCAGCCAGAGGACCAGGAGGGCCCCCACCAGGACGAUCUGUGGCCUUGGGACCAACUGGCGACCUGGAGGAGCACGCAGCGCCGAUCUACGAGAACAUCAUUCCCCAUUCCGGGCAACGUGCUCAGCCACAGGCCUCGCCGGCCACCGCCACCAUGUACCAGGAGAUGCAGCCCACGUCCAACUCCUCGGGCGGAUCCUCCACGGUCGGCCUGGAUCUCAAUGCGCUGCUGGCCUCGCCCAUGCACCAGCGCAGCAUCAGCAGCAAUACGGCCAGUUCCAGCUCUUUGGGAUCGCCCACUCAGAGAUAUAGAAAUCUAUCGCUGCCCAGCCAUCUGAGUCCCGUGCCCACGGCACAAUCGGUGGCAAAACUGCAGCAGCACACCCCCAUUAAGUCGCCCGCUGGCGCCAUCAAUGUCUCCGUGAAUCCCAAUUACAUAGAGGACAUAAACAGCUCCGACUACGUGUGCAUGACGGCGAAUCUGCACAGGAAUACGGCAGCGGGUCUGGCCACGGGCAGGGCGGCAGCAACGGGAGCCACUGCCCAGCGAACGGUCCAGGAACCAGCAAUGAUAUCGUCCUCCCUGGCCAUGGGAAUGGCCACCGCAGCGGCGCCAGCCACAUCCAGUGCAUCGGCCACAGCAGCACAACCACCAUCCAACGCCUCCUUGAGAGCCACGCCCAUCGCGAUGACAGCUCCUCUGGCAGUGGCCACAUCGCCCACGCCUUCGCAGGGCAGCACAGGUCUCACAAAGAAUCUGCUGCCGUACAGCGUCACCCCACCGCGUCCGGCUGGCCCGACGGAGGCGCAGCGCAAGAUCGAGGAGCUCACCCGGCAGCUGGAGGAGGAGAUCGAGCAGAGCGAGGAGCACGGCGAAUACUUUGGCAUUUGCCACACCUGCGGCGAGAAGGUGAAGGGUGCCGGGCAGGCCUGCCAGGCAAUGGGUAAUCUUUAUCACACCAACUGCUUCAUCUGCUGCUCCUGUGGACGCGCGCUAAGAGGCAAGGCCUUCUACAAUGUGCAUGGACGGGUCUAUUGCGAGGAGGAUUAUAUGAAUUCAUUGUUGCAGUAUUCGGGCUUCCAGCAGACGGCGGAGAAGUGCGCCAUCUGCGGCCACUUAAUAAUGGAGAUGAUCUUGCAGGCCAUGGGCAAGUCGUAUCACCCGGGGUGCUUCCGGUGCUGUGUGUGCAAUGAGUGCUUAGAUGGGGUGCCCUUCACCGUGGACGUGGACCACAAGAUUUACUGCGUCAAUGACUACCACCGAAUGUUUGCGCCCAAGUGCGCUAGCUGCGGCAAAGGCAUCACCCCCGUCGAGGGCACCGACGAAACCGUGCGUGUGGUAUCGAUGGACAAGGACUUCCACGUGGACUGCUACAUCUGCGAGGAGUGCGGCAUGCAGCUGACUGACGAGCCGGACAAGCGCUGCUACCCGCUGGACGGGCGCCUGCUCUGCCGUGGAUGCCACCUGCAGCGUCUAGCACUGCAGUCCUCGCCGCAUGCCCGUCACCAGGAGCCGGUCUGCGCCUCUUACCAGUACAUGGGAUAAGCUGUGCGCUCCGACCUCUCACAUCCGACUGAGUAUCGCGCACAAAUCCAGACAAACUAUCGCAAUCAACUUAUUCCACUUAACGAUAUUAUCUUAAACAGACAGAAGUGAAAACAAAUGCAUUUAUACGAAACGAUCGCUAAGUUAGUGGUUUUUUAUUUUUAUGGCAGUGUUUAAGGAUCUCCAAUCGGAUCUGUUAAAAACUAUGUAAUGGAUUCCUGAAAUAUCUGAAAACUGGCAGCAACUGUUGGCAGUACUAUUCUCAUAUAUUAAUGUGUUUCUCAAAUGCCCUGGGGUGUUUCUGAUACCUCUUGAGGUUUCUUAGCAAUAGCAACGGUGUCUCAAAAAAUGCAAUAAAUUAUUUUAUUCUGA